Molecule: messenger RNA, 2214 nt
Organism: Daktulosphaira vitifoliae (grape phylloxera)
Lineage: Eukaryota; Metazoa; Arthropoda; Insecta; Hemiptera; Phylloxeridae
Gene: Atf6
Product: cyclic AMP-dependent transcription factor ATF-6 alpha
Exons: 14
Coding region: 253-2121 (622 amino acids)
Biological process (GO): regulation of transcription by RNA polymerase II; endoplasmic reticulum unfolded protein response
Cellular component (GO): nucleus
Molecular function (GO): RNA polymerase II cis-regulatory region sequence-specific DNA binding; DNA-binding transcription factor activity, RNA polymerase II-specific
Source: RefSeq, a predicted model, not a curated record
ACACUUAACGAGUAACUUACGUCUAAUGUAUAUACAUUGAUUGUAAAUUUGAAAAACCAUCUCGUGUUUUAAUUUAAAUAUUUUAUCCAUAUAUUUUUAAUUAUUUUAUUUGAUAUAAUCUGUUAUACUUGUAUAUCAAGUCUUUCCUUAUUGGUCUAUUAGAACAAAAAAAAUCUUAGCAAUAGAUUUUUACUAUUUUCACGAUAAUAUAUUUUUAAUUUUUUGUUUGUAAAACAUAAUAAAUAUUACAAAAUGUCUUUCAUGAAAAAAACUGAUUCUUCUGUACCCCCUUGGUCUUACGAACAUUUAGAAAUGAUGAAUUAUUUGGUUGAGCCUAAAAACGAACUCUUUGGGUUUAAUGACUUGAAGAUGGAACCUAUAUUUAGCGAUGAUAUUAAAUUUCAAUCUGAAGAUUGUGAUAUAGAUAAUGAUUUAAUGUUACAAUGGAGCAUUGAUACUUGUUUUGGAAAUGGCAUUGAGCUAGAAAAUAAUGACUUCUCUCCCCCAUCAUCACCUUCAUCUAGUGGAUCAGCACCUAGUAGAGAUUCACAGUCAUCAUACGAAUCAAGCACAAUAUUAUUAUCAUUCAUGCCUGAUAAAAUAAAUACAAUUGUUAAUGAUACUAUUACUCCUAAAACUUUAACUGCCAAUGAACAUAAAAGUAAUGUAAAUCUUAUUGGUGAAACUCUUACUUCACAACAUCAAACAGUAUCCAAAAAUAAUUUUAAUGCUUCUUCAAUGCUUAUGAACCAAAACAUUCAACCCCCAAAAGCUACAAAACUAUCAACAUCAUUAAUGUCUCAUAAAAUCAUCGUAGCAUCAGAUAAAUUUUCAAGACUGGUUAAAUCAAAAAAAGAAAAAUUAAAUAAACCAGAGUUAAAUAUUCUAUCAACACCAUUGGUUACGAGCACAACUGACAUAAAUCCUCGACUAUCAUUCCCUGCAGUUGAUAUUGAUUUAACCAAAACGAGAUCUCAUAGUCCAAAUACAUUAAAUUAUAACCAACUAAGUGCAAUAAAAAGACAUCAAAGAAUGAUAAGGAACCGUGAAGCAGCGAGUUUAUCAAGAAAAAAGAAAAAAGAAUAUGUCGCAUCUCUUGAAGAAAAAGUGAAUGUCUUACAAAAAGAAAAUUUAGAAUUAAAAAUGGAAAAUUCAGCACUAAAAGAUAGACUUAAAAUACUUGAUAAGCUUUCUGUUAUGACUGAUAAUUCAAUAACCAAAAAGGUUAAAAAAGCAACUAUAAUUCUUUCUGUGUUUUUAAUGAUCUCUUUCAAUAUAACUCCUUUAAGGAUAUUUAACUCAAAAGAAAUGGAUUAUACAGAUUUUUCAAUAAGCCAAAGCGAAAAUUUAAAACAUCCAUCUAUUGAUAACUAUAAUUAUCACUCAAGAAAUAUACUAUGGGUUGACUAUGAAGAUAAUAAUUCUUCUUGGAACUCAACUGAACAAUUAAUGUGUCCCAUGUAUAUCAAUAUAUCUGAAUCAAUAAGAAUUGAUCAUGAAUUGAGGAAAUGGAUUGAUCCUAACAAUUUAGAAAUAUUAAAUGAUAAUUUAUCAAGAGGGCUUAGUCCAAUGUCAAAAUAUCUCAAUACAAAUAUUUAUAAUAUCAAUAAAAGUGAAACUGUUGAUGUCAGAAACAUUAAAAAGAGGAAGUCGUUCUUUAAAACAAAUUUAAAAAAACGACGAGAUAUUUUAUAUAAAAAUAAUUUUGAUGGGAUGUUUAGCCAAUUAAAGCUUGAUGCUAAAGAAAGUUUAUUCCAUUCAAUUGAAAGACAAGAAGAUACUUUUUAUGUUGUAUCAUUUUCUGGUGAUCAUCUUUUAUUGCCUGCAAGUCAUAAUGUUUCUAACACUACACAUCAACCAAAAAUGUCACUUGUAUUUCCUGCAUUGACAUCAACAGAAUCAAAUUUUGUUACUAUGAUACAAAUUGAUUGUGCUGUAACUGAUACAAAAACUUUACAAUUGAGGGACACACAAUUAAGGCACCCCCAUGAUUUAGAUAAUAAUGUAUCACAAUUAAAGCAAACUAAUAACCAGAGGACAAUAGCACAUAGACCAUACUUUUUGAGACAAAGUUAUUCGAGAAUGUUUACUAAAAUAAAUCAAGGACUUCCAAGUUAUUAAGUUAUACCAAUUUUUACUUCUUGUAAUAUACUUUAACUUUAAAUUUAAUAUUAGAAUUAGAUUUUAAAUUAUGUGAUCUUUAUGUUUUUAUUU